Molecule: messenger RNA, 1087 nt
Organism: Exophiala viscosa
Lineage: Eukaryota; Fungi; Ascomycota; Eurotiomycetes; Chaetothyriales; Herpotrichiellaceae
Exons: 1
Coding region: 467-988 (173 amino acids)
Molecular function (GO): protein binding
Source: RefSeq, a predicted model, not a curated record
UCCCAGAUACCAUAUCAUGAAGGUGAAAACAUUGGAUUAACGUUUGUUGAAGUGAAUAUCAUGGCUAGGCAGUUGGGUGCAGUGCACUCCUCGAUGAGAAGUCUGCGACUACUUGCGUUGAAGGCAGUCGGUGUAUUCACCAAAUUUUCUGAUGAGACUGGGUUCAAGAUUCACUUCUUCAUCUUGUUUCUCGCAGCCUUGUCACAACACUCACUGCCUGCAUUUCUUCGACGGCUCUAAGGUAGAUUUCCUUCCUCACUCGCCACCUCAUUUCCUUCCUGAACCACCACCAUCUUUCCUACUCGAUCAACAUCGUUGUCCAUCAUUGAUCACCACCACCCCUCCUGCUUAGAUCAUCGCCAUCUGUGGAUGUAAGCAGCGGGCGACAGCGACGGACUCACCCAUUGUCAACAGUGGCGACCGUGCCUGCAGCAGUGUUGUGCACCCACAGGGAGCGGAAAUCACCAUGUCUCCUUCCUCGUAUCAUUGCACCGGUGACGAUAUAUUACGCCUUAUUUGCAGCAUGGCUUCUCUUUCGAUCGACGACGGGCCUCCGUCUGCGGGAACAGACUCAACAGCGGUCGACUGGGACACGUUGCCUGCCGAGGUCAUCGACAACGUCUUCGAUCGUUUGACAGUAGACGACUUGAAAACCUGUCGCCUUGUCAACAAACGCACCAGCUCUCUCGCAACCCCAGGAGUAUUCCGCAAGGUCCAUCUUUCUCGGAAUAUGAGAAGCCUCAAGAACCUAGAGAGCAUCGCAUACCAUUCCCAGCUCGGACACCACGUACAUUGCCUGGUUUGGCAUAGGUAUGGACUGAUGGACUUGGCUGAAGAUCGCACAGAUCCAGUUUGGUCACAAGAACACAAACUGCUUCAAGCAUCUGACCCCGACGAGGAGUCUCCCAGAAUGCUUCAGUUCCAGGAAACUUACGGAAGAGAGCUCAUGGACCAGCAUGCUUUCAGAGAGUACUCGUAUAGUUCUUGAAACCUUUGCCAACUUCUUUCGAGUUUGGAAUGUCUGAGGGACUUGAUAUACACCUGCGACGUGGAUAUAACAUAUUCUGCACAGCCGUUGUUUCCCGAA